GGUGGAUUUAUUGGAAAUUUUGCUUGUAUAAACUGAAUGCCGUUCACUUAGCAUACGAAGCCCCUCUGGAUCCAUAUUUAUACGCCUAUGAAUAUUGGGAUUACUGUUUCUAUUCCAGCUGCGAUGUUAUCGAUAAUCGCGGCUUUCUUGUCUCAGUUGUCCAACUCUGACGCCUGUAGUAAUAGACACGAACAUGCUACGUACAAGUCUGUUACUCGUCGAUCAACGCCGAAUCCACGAUUUCGGACAUUCUAUAAAAAUGCGAACAAUUCACAUUGUGUUUUUUCGGAUGUUUAUACGUUUGACUUUUCUACAAGUUGUACUUGCUUGUAUACGGCGUCUUCGCUCGCUACGAAUUCUUUGUACGCCCUGGUCGGUUUUAAUUUGCAGAGCAAGAGCCCGUAGAACGUUUCAUGGGAUGCUCAGAACUGACUGGUCACGGAGUAUGCCAGGCGCGUGCCAUUUAGCUAACAUCACCGUCCAAAAAUCCGUUUCUUCUACCCAAAAUCAACAUACACGUGCCUACGAUGGACAACACGUCGUGAAAAUCGCAAUUAUUAAAUUGCUUAUUAAAUAACGACUGCCAUCUGCACGGUCGGACCACACGUACUUUCAAGUCCCAUUCUGUUGAAAAUUUGCAAUAUGCUUCAAAUCCUUUGACCACACUAUUGCUGCCUCGAGCCGCUUGGGAAAUCAGGUUAUUAAAAUCGCGGUCUACUAGCUGGUUAACUUAUGACAUGUUUAACCGGUAUGGCGAUAUUAUUUGCGAAGAAGCGCUGUGGAACAUACCAGUUAUAAGUGUCAAAAACAGAGAUUUCAUCGAAAGGGUACUUAGACAAAGUGGAAAAUACCCUAUCCGACCUCCAAAUGAAGUAACAGCUAACUACCGAAAAUCCCGUCCGGAUCGCUACACAAAUACAGGACUUGUCAACGAACAAGGUGAAGUUUGGGCGAUGCUACGAAAUAAAUUGACGCCGGAACUUACAAGUCCUAGGACAAUUCGACGUUUUUUGCCAGAAGUUAACCAGCUCGCAGACGAUUUUAAUAAUCUGAUUUCCCUAGCGAGAGAUGGCAAUAACGCGGUCAGAGGAUUCGAAACGUAUUGUAACAGAAUGGGAUUGGAAAGCACGUGUACGUUAAUUUUGGGCAGGAGGAUCGGAUUUAUGGACGGAGAGGUUAGCGAGACGGCUACGCGCCUGGCAGAUUCUGUGACCAGUCAAUUUAGAGCAUCGCAGGAAGCAUUUUAUGGGCUUCCACUCUGGAAGUUGAUACCAACUAAGGCGUACAAGGAUUUCGUAGCGAGCGAGGACGCCCUAUACGACAUCGUGUCCGAAUUCGUAGAGUCAGCGUUGAUCGACGAACAACAGUCUUGCACGGACGUACGCAGCGUGUUCGUGUCUAUACUACAGGCGUCAGAGUUGGACAACAGAGACAAGAAAGCAGCCAUUAUCGAUUACAUCGCCGCCGGAAUUAAAACAUUGGGAAACACCCUGGUGUUUUUAUUGUACUUGGUCGCCAAACAUCCGGAAGUACAAGAAAAAAUAUACAACGAGGUAUCACUAUUGGCUCCGGCGGGUACGCCAAUUACCGCAGAACAUUUACACAAGGCGACAUAUUUAAACGCGUGUAUAAUCGAAGCCCACAGGCUUAAACCCACUGCUCCGUGUAUUGCAAGAGUGUUGGAAUCGGAAAUAGAAUACGAUAAUUACAGAUUGCCGCCAGGGACCGUCGUGUUGUUGCACACGGGGUUGGCGUGUUUGGACGAAAACAAUUUCAAAGACGCGACCUCGUACAAACCGGAAAGGUGGCUGGACGAGUUGACGAAAAAAUCACCAUUUUUGGUCGCACCGUUCGGUUGUGGCAAACGAAUGUGUCCGGGCAAGCGAUUCGUAGAUCUAGAACUCCAAAUUGUCUUAGCAAAAAUGGUCAAGCAAUUUCAAAUCGACUUUGAGGGACAACUGAAAACUGAAUUUGAAUUUCUUUUGACACCCGUUGACUCGAAUUUUAUUCUACGAGAUAGAAUUUAUUAAUGUUAUUAAAUAAUAACUAAUAUUAUAUCAUUAAAUUAUUUAUUUUAUCGUA
Messenger RNA from Metopolophium dirhodum (rose-grain aphid), 2082 nucleotides. RefSeq names its product ecdysone 20-monooxygenase (gene shd). Gene Ontology annotation, molecular function: iron ion binding; monooxygenase activity; heme binding. The transcript is spliced from 10 exons. Bases 738 to 2030 code for a protein of 430 amino acids. Lineage: Eukaryota; Metazoa; Arthropoda; Insecta; Hemiptera; Aphididae. The record is from RefSeq and is a predicted model, not a curated record.